Messenger RNA from Varroa destructor (honeybee mite), 5700 nucleotides. Its product is annotated as mitochondrial import inner membrane translocase subunit Tim29. Gene Ontology annotation, cellular component: TIM22 mitochondrial import inner membrane insertion complex. Gene Ontology annotation, biological process: protein insertion into mitochondrial inner membrane. NCBI's taxonomy places the organism in Eukaryota, Metazoa, Arthropoda, Arachnida, Mesostigmata, Varroidae. The record is from RefSeq and is a predicted model, not a curated record.
GCAUAGACGAUACAUGGAAAAAUGGCGGCCACCAUACGGCGUUCGAUCACUAGUUUUCGUGAAAAAUUGAAUCAAAUUCAACUAAAAAUCGUGCUUCCAAAAAAGUGGCGCGGCGGAAGAAUUGAAAAAGCAGUGAAGUACUUCGAAGUGGUAGCUACAGAUUAUAAAGUCGCAGUAAAAGAUGGAAUCGUGGACGCUAAAGCGCAACCCAAAAAAGCUGCGGUUUAUAUGGGUGGUAAGAACUUGAUUAAUAUACACAAAGCUGCUCUAUUGACAACCAGUUUGAUAGCCACAAAUCCAACAAAAUUGGACUUUAUCGCUCAGACGACGGCAUGGUCCAACGAAAUGGCUAUUAUAAGCAAAUCGAUCAGAAAUCAUCAUUCUGAAGAGCAUCUCAAAUCGAUAAACGGACUAUUAAACCAAGAUCGCCUUGAACGAUACAAUCUAAUCUUCUGCUCUCUGCUGGUCCGAAGCGAUUACUCCCCAGAGUGUCAGCUCUAUCAGGCGCAAUGCUCUUUCAACGAGCCAACUUACUUCGAAAUUAUCUCUGAACGGUUGGUGGAUAUUGGUUUCUUCGGACGAUGGUGGGGGAUCAACUGGAAGAUGUCCGAUUACGACGUUAAUGAAAAUGAGUUUCUAAAAGGAAUAUAAAGAGAGAGCAAUUUUAGACUGUUUUGGAUUAUAAGGAAACACCCUUGUUAUCCGAUCGUUCGUGUCGCCCUUAAAACCAUAACUUAUAGUUUCAUAAGGAAUUCUAUCAGCUGUAAUUGUAACUGAUUGCAUAGUUAUUAUCAAAUAAAUCAUAUACUAUCUAAUUUAAUUGUAAAUAAUAUUAGGAUACUCUUAUUUUACAGAGAAUUUGUAUUGCCAAGCAUUAGGUAUGACCGAUAAAAACAUGAUAAUAUAUUAGCUAAUAUGUGUAUGCUAGUACAUCCAGCUAAUAUGACCAGAAAGAAGGACGGUAAGCACAUUGUUACUUUUUUGUUCACAUCUCGAAUAAAACUUAACUUUUCGGCUAUGCCAAGUUAGGCUUCACAAUGCGCGCCAAACCUUUAUGUGAACACAUAAUAGACGAAUCAUAAUUAUUAAUUUGCCUAAUUUGACACUAAAUUAUUACAAGGCAUUAUCUUUUUUAGUCAUUAUCAGUUCCUUUUAGUGGUUCUUCCUAAAAGGAAAAACAUUUUCCUUUUAACUUUAUUUAUUGAUUGAUAUCUUGGAACGAGGUCAUUAAUGGCCUAUAUAGCCUCAUUUUUGCCUCAUAUAAAAGCCCACUCUGUAGAACUUAAUGAGUCAAAUGCUAGCCCAUUUGGGCACUUCCCUAAUCUUGUCCUGUCGGUAGAUAGUCAGAUGCCAAACGCUGCAUUUCGUGGCCGGAAUCCAUAAGUGUAGUGUCCCUUCAAUGUAGCGGCUGAAUUUUAUUCAUUAUUCAAACCAUCUUUAAGUCUUUCUACAACAAUUGCCGCUGUACUCGAACUGUAAUUGAUUGAAAUACUGACAUCUUAUUGCAUAACUGUUUAGAGUACAGUAGAUUUUAACUUUUCAUUUAGUAAGCUAUUUGAAACUUAUAUUAAAACUUGAUUUAGUAAGCGUUUAUUUCGAACACCACGUAUUUAACAUGUCAAACGUAGAAAAUUUUCAGUUAUGUCCGACUAUGUUACGAGGUAGCUAGCAAAACUAUCCUAACAUUUAGCUCAAGAAGCUCCACCCUUAGGAUAUUUUCUAGGUUUAACUAUAACUAAACACUGAUUAUGUCAGACUGUAUACUUGUUUAGGCAGGAAUCUAGCUAUCCAUUGCCACCAAAAUCUUCGAAAAAAUCGUCUACAAGCAACAGUUGAAGUUAAAAGUAACAUUUUUCACGAUGUUACUUCUUUUUUCCAAAAUAUUUUUUUGUACUGACCUUUCUUGUUCUGAAUUCUAGCGAAACGCCUUUAUAUUUCACAACGGUGGUCCGGGACUAAUGUGCCUCUGUGAAUAAAACCUGCCUUGUAAUGGCAUAGGAAAAAGAUUGUUGUACCAACAGUUGAAGACAGUGAAAUGUUUUUAAGCAAAAGGGAUUUAUUCUUAAGAUUAUAUUAUUCUAUCUAAUAUUUACCUUCAGUCUUAGAAUUCACGCUGCCUGUUUGGUGUAUCGAUUAAAAACGAUAUUACACUUACUUUGCGUAACGUUCCCCUUACGUUACCCGUUAACUGCGAUGGUAAGGAUCGAAAUAAUCAUAAACGAACUUGAUAACGUAUCUAGUACAUAUAUGUUGAGACAAUUGACAGAAUACCGCAUUCGUGGGGAAAUCUACUAACUCGAUCGGUUCCUGAUAGUCGAUAAUGCGUAAAGAAUAAAUCCGCUUAUAGUUUGAACUGUUUUGGCUCACUAUCGAAGCACCAUUUGAUUAGAUUUAAUAGUCGAAAUAUUAUUUUGACUUUUUUUUUUUGAGAAGUCGUUAGUUUCAUAGACCUGAGGCUGCAGAUUUGAUACUCAAUUAAGACACGCUGACUUUUGAAAUUAUUUGAGUUCUUUGUAUUGGCUUAUCAUGCAGUUCAGUUUGACGGAAGCGAAAAUAUUUAAUAGUAAUAGUCAGUCAAUAAAUAGAAAAUAAUAAUUUAAAUCUGUUGAUCUUACCUUUCAAACUUCUCAAUAAUUUUUCAUUAUGCUACCGUAAAACUUUCAUUAAACGCAAAUAAAGAAUGUGUACCUGAAAAAUGUUUGAGUCCCAACAGUAAGUAGAAAUAGCUUUCGGUUGGUACGAUCGCAUCGGAUCUUCGCAGUUUUAAAGGUCGUCAUAUUUUUCUCGUACUCUCGAAAAAAGGGUUUACGAAAAUACUGAAUAUCCUUGAGACUCCUCUCGCGGCAGUGUUUAGGCUUAGAAUACGAGGCCCGUUGAUUUAGCAUUUUUAAUGUAAUCUCUAUUUAGAAUACCAUGCGGUAGUUAGCUGAUACUAUCACUUAGAGACAGCAAUAGUUGUAUUACGUUACUAUUACUAACGUGAAAUAGGUGGUCAUAUAAUAGUUCCAGGUCUUUAUCGGCUGAAAAUACAUAUCAUUUUUCCUUGAUCAGUAUCAAGCAUAUAUCACGAUUUGCCUCUCUGGUACUCAUUGUCAUACCAUCGGACAGCUUAGCUAAGAACGUGACAAAUUCAGCCGGAGUGAUCGGUUAUGUCGAAAAAAUACUAUCUUGUAACUUUCCAAAACUGACACCCAUUUUGCUAACCUUCUGAGUGUGCUUUAAUGUCUUUGGCUAUUUCUACCCUGUGAACAAGUCGUCGAAAGUAUCUUACCGUAAUGGGACUACGGCCUUGCGUCCACUGCAAAAACUGGCAGGGGUGGGUUUAGAACUAGAAGAAAGUUCCCCCAACAGACCUAUAAAGCAUCAUGGACAAAACUAGAAUUUGGACCAGCGAUGGCCAUCAGCGUUUGAGUGGCUCUGACGAACAAAAUAGCAAAGGAUUACCUUUACGCUGAUAGCUUUAGGUCGUCCAUCAUACUGAAAAGCUAUUAUCAAUUAGACCUGAUGUUGAAAGGUUAAAUGAAAUCAAUCAACAUGUUUCAUUACUUGAUUUAUAAUCUAUCCACCGGGAAUUCACAGGUUGAGCAGACCAUUUUCUAUCAGUAUAUUUCAUCGCUUCCUUAAUAGAGGUAGUACUCUUCACAGAGUUACACAUUCUUACUAAAUAACUAUUUUUAAUAAAUCUUAACGUUUGGCGGUAAAAUGAAUAUUGGUGCCUGUGGCCUAAACAAAAUGUUUCUUUUGCUGAACUCUCCAAGAUCCUUAAACAUGAAACUCCGGUUUCAUGUAUGUUAGUUGGAAAAAUAUAUACUUUUAGUUCUCCGGUGUACGGCAGUGAAGAUGGCUAUUCCAUGCAAUCACGAUUCAAAAGCGCCCGAAACGUUGUUAUCGAUCGAAGAGCGACCGAAACAUCAUUUCGACAGAAUUUGCACGUUGCCGCGGUAAAUUGCUUUAUAGGAAAUCAGAGUAAAGCACAUUUAUAUUCGUGGUCGGUGCAACGCGCACACAAAGACCUAUGCAUCUAGAAUUUGAUUCGUUAAUCAACCGACGCUGCUUAGUAGUUAGGUCUAAUACAGAUUGACGAAUUCUUUUUAUCAACGCCAACGUUUUCCUUAUUCAUAAAGCCAUGAAACGAUAUAAACAGAAGUUCAACAUGAUAAGGAAACAGAUGACCGAACGUAAUUUUUAAAUAUGUUAUUCUUAUUCUUCACCAACAAUACGCGUAACAUGUAAAUAUCAAAUUCGAGAUGAUACCAUGUGAUUUAUUGUCAACAGCAUCUUCCGUUGCGCUGCGCAUAACAUAGCAUUUAGUGAUCAACUGUAGAAACAGUUCGCUGAGUGGUUAAUUGAAAGACAUGAUAAAGAUUCGAUGCGGAUAGACCUACCCCAUUGUGUGUUAAAUAGGAAAAAAAAAGUGUGUUACUAUCCGCUUUGCGCUCUUUGCAUCAAGUCGAACACGCGUCUGAGUUUAAUAAAACAUUGCGUUUAUUUUGCCGCGAGUGAAGCUUAUUGCAGUAGAAAUAAUGAAAAAAUGAGAUAAGUCGUUUCUAACGAACAUAAUUUUAUAAGACAAUGGGUUAUACAAAAAUGAAUUGAUAAUUCGAUAGGAAAGUGCGUAUGAGAAGAUAUGCGAAUACUAGAUUGAUGUACAGCUUUAGCGUGCGCGCUUCAUUUUAACUGCGUUCCAAACUUUCGAUUAACGCUGCGCCCGAAAAUCGCUAGCUCAGCUUCAAAAGAAGACGUCUUUGGAGCCAAUUACAGAUUUGCUUUUUUCAAGCUUCGAACAAGAGAAGUGAUAUGAGGUCAGCUACAGUGACACGGUUAUUUCAUGACCGUAGCAGCUCAGUGCUAAAAGGCUUCCUCAAAACCCUUAACUGCCCGAUAGCGUCCUCUUACAUAUAAUAGCAUAUGAUACAGUUGCGUUCUAUCUAGUGGCAAGUAAAGUCACUACAUUUAUCUUUUGUUGGUUGUCUUACUUUACACUGUACACAGCAAUGCCCACACAGGAAACACCCUACUCAAGAUCUCUCCUAUACACUUCUGGGCGAGACUGUGGCUAGCUCAUCAUCUAUCAUUUUCAGGCUGACGCGCCUAACUAAAGCUCGGUAUUUGCCGUUUAUGUCCAGUGUUUUUAACUAGCCACUAACGUUUGAAAAGCAGUUCGGCACAACUCUUCAAUGGACAACCCGCACUUCAAGAGCCAUUUUCGGUUCACCUCCCAAAUAACACCUAUCACGCAAUUAAUAUAUAAGUCAAAACUAUACCGCAUGUUGAUUUUGGGCUUAAGUUGAAAUCGUGCCCCAUCGUUUCACACACAUAACGUAUUUUCCGCCUCUUUGCACUUCGAACGUACAAGCGCCUGAAAAGAGAUGGCUUCGGAGUAUGCCUCCCGGCGAUGUAUUCGUGCUGAACCGGCACUGGGAAGCUGAAGCCGCUACCUGCUGAAACAAAAAACUCCUCGUUCUUAUGCAUUGCAUCGCACUUCUCGUGAUGACUGUUGCUCUUCAGAUCUAUGUUUGUUAGCGGAUGAAUUUUAAUCAGUAUUAUUAGGUAUCAAGUCAUUUGAUCUUCGGAGUGUGCGGACCUAUAACAUGUAAGCUACUUAUGAAGCCAAAUUUUAUUUACAAAAUGUUCUUUUUUUUUUUGUCUUCGUUAGUAGGUCGAGACACGUUAUCUGAAUAGACACCUAUACCUUGUAAA